Molecule: messenger RNA, 945 nt
Organism: Sorex araneus (European shrew)
Lineage: Eukaryota; Metazoa; Chordata; Mammalia; Eulipotyphla; Soricidae
Product: olfactory receptor 10A3
Exons: 1
Coding region: 1-945 (314 amino acids)
Biological process (GO): G protein-coupled receptor signaling pathway
Cellular component (GO): membrane
Molecular function (GO): olfactory receptor activity; G protein-coupled receptor activity
Source: RefSeq, a predicted model, not a curated record
AUGAAAAGGCUAAACCAGAGUUCAAUGGUUGAAUUCAUUCUGCUUGGCUUUUCUAACUUGCCUGAACUGCAAGAGCAACUCUUUGGGAUUUUCCUGGUUGUUUACUUGGUGACUCUGAUGGGAAAUUCCAUUAUUAUAGUUGUCAUCUCCCUAGAACAUAGUCUCCAUGUACCCAUGUACCUAUUCCUCUUGAACUUGUCUGUGGUUGAAGUGAGUUUCAGUGCAGCUAUUAUGCCUGAAAUGCUGGUGGUCCUCUCCACAGACAAUACUGUGAUUACAUUUGCAGGCUGCUUUGCACAGAUGUACUUCAUUCUUCUUUUUGGUGGGACUGAAUGCUUUCUCCUUGGGGCUAUGGCCUAUGACAGAUAUACUGCAAUCUGCCAUCCACUAAACUACCCAGUGAUAAUGAACAAAAAUGUUUUCAUAAAAUUAGUAAUAUUCUCAUGGGUUUCAGGAAUCAUGGUGGCUACGGUGCAAACCACAUGGGUAUUUAGUUUUCCCUUUUGUGGCCCCAAUGAGAUUAAUCAUCUCUUCUGUGAAACUCCCCCAGUGCUAGAGCUGGUAUGUGCAGACACCUUUCUGUUUGAAAUCUAUGCAUUCACAGGCACCAUUUUGAUUGUUAUGGUUCCUUUCUUGUUAAUUCUCUUGUCUUAUACCAGAAUUCUCUUUGCCAUUCUGAAGAUGCCAACAACCAGUGGGAGGCAAAAGGCCUUUUCCACCUGUGCCUCCCAUCUGACUUCUGUGACCCUCUUCUAUGGUACAGCCAGUAUUACUUAUGUACAACCCAAAUCUGGCUACUCCCCAGAAACCAAGAAAAUGAUGUCAUUGGCUUACACAUUGCUUACACCUAUGCUGAAUCCAUUAAUUUAUAGCCUGCGAAAUAGUGAAAUGAAAAAAGCUUCAAUCAAAUUAUGGAGAAGAAAAGUGGAUUCACACUCCUUUUGA